Messenger RNA from Calypte anna (Anna's hummingbird), 3703 nucleotides. RefSeq names its product glycine decarboxylase (gene GLDC). Bases 56 to 3088 code for a protein of 1010 amino acids. The record is from RefSeq and is a predicted model, not a curated record. The transcript is spliced from 25 exons. Gene Ontology annotation, cellular component: mitochondrion; glycine cleavage complex. Gene Ontology annotation, biological process: glycine decarboxylation via glycine cleavage system. NCBI's taxonomy places the organism in Eukaryota, Metazoa, Chordata, Aves, Apodiformes, Trochilidae. Gene Ontology annotation, molecular function: pyridoxal phosphate binding; glycine binding; glycine dehydrogenase (decarboxylating) activity.
CUCAAAGGGGGCUGCCGGGGGGGGGGGGGGCGGCUGCGGGAGCGGCGGUGGAGCCAUGCAGAGCUGCGGGCGCUGGUGGGGGCUGCUGGCGGCCCGCGGGGGUCCGCGGCACCUGCGGGCGGCGGCAGCGACGUUGGGGGGCGGCCCAAGGCGGUGGGUCGGCGGCGAGGCGGCACGGUGCAUCGAGCAGCUCCUGCCGAGGCACGAUGACUUCUCCCGGCGGCACAUCGGACCCCGGGACGGGGACAAGCGGGAGAUGCUGCGAACCGUCGGGGUUCAGAGCGUCGAGGAACUGAUGGAUAAAACCAUCCCAGCCAGCAUCCGUCUUCGGAGGCCGCUGAGGAUGGAUGACCACGUAUGUGAAAAUGAAAUCCUUGAAACUCUAUACAAUAUUGCAAGCAAGAACAAGAUUUGGAGGUCUUACAUAGGCAUGGGUUAUUACAACUGCUCAGUGCCUCAGCCCAUUGCACGCAAUUUGCUGGAGAAUGCAGGAUGGGUUACCCAGUAUACUCCUUACCAACCUGAGGUGUCCCAGGGCAGGCUGGAGAGCCUGCUGAACUACCAGACUAUGGUGUGUGAUAUCACAGGGAUGGAUGUGGCUAAUGCAUCUUUACUGGAUGAGGGAACAGCUGCUGCAGAAGCCAUGCAACUAUGUCACAGGCACAACAAAAGAAGAAAGUUCUAUGUAGAUGCCCGAUGUCACCCUCAAACCAUAGCAGUGGUCCAAACUAGAGCCAAUUAUACAGGUGUUAUUAUUGAGCUUCAGUUACCUCAUAAGAUGGAUUUCAGUGGGAAGGAUGUUAGUGGAGUAUUAUUUCAGUAUCCGGACACUGAAGGGAAGGUGGAGGAUUUCUCUGAACUUGUUGAAAGAGCUCAUCAGAAUGGGGCUCUUGCUUGCUGUGCUUCUGAUCUUCUGGCCCUCUGUAUUCUGAAGCCUCCUGGAGAGUUUGGGGCAGAUGUUGUCCUGGGGAACUCCCAGAGGUUUGGUGUGCCACUCUGUUAUGGGGGACCCCAUGCAGCAUUCUUUGCUGUCAAGGAAAGUCUUGUGAGAAUGAUGCCAGGCAGAAUGGUGGGUGUUACGAGAGAUGCAAAUGGAAAGGAAGUGUAUCGACUUGCUUUGCAAACACGAGAGCAGCAUAUCAGGAGGGAUAAAGCUACCAGCAACAUCUGCACAGCACAGGCUCUUCUGGCUAACAUGGCAGCCAUGUUUGGUGUAUACCAUGGGGCUGAUGGAUUAAGACAUAUUGCAAGACGAGUACACAAUGCUACCCUAAUCUUGGCUGAAGGUCUCAGGAGAGCUGGUCAUAGACUACAUCAUGAUCUGUUCUUUGAUACCUUGACCGUCACGUGUGGAUGCUCAGUCAAAGAGGUUUUGGACAGGGCAGCUCUUAGAAAGAUAAAUUUUCGGAUUUAUAGUGAUGGCAAGCUUGGAGUAUCACUUGAUGAAACUGUAAAUGAGAAAGACCUAGAUGACAUACUAUGGAUUUUUGGUUGUGAGUCUUCAGCUGAGCUAAUUGCUGAGGGUAUGGGUGAGGAAACCAAAGGCAUCCUUAGCACAGCAUUUAAGAGAACUUCCAAAUUCUUGACACACCAAGUUUUCAACAGCUAUCACUCUGAGACAAAUAUCGUGCGGUACAUGAAAAGAUUAGAAAACAAAGAUAUUUCCCUUGUUCACAGCAUGAUUCCUUUGGGGUCCUGCACAAUGAAGCUCAAUAGUUCAGCUGAACUUACACCUAUUACAUGGAAAGAAUUUGCCAGCAUCCAUCCUUUUGUGCCUCUGGAUCAAGCUCAAGGGUACCAACAGCUUUUCAAGGAUUUAGAAAAAGACCUAUGUGAGAUUACUGGCUAUGACAAAAUCUCUUUCCAACCAAACAGUGGAGCCCAAGGAGAGUACACAGGUUUGGCUGCAAUCAAAGCUUACUUAAAUGCAAAAGGAGAACGUCACAGAUCUGUUUGCCUUAUUCCUAAAUCUGCUCAUGGUACAAAUCCAGCAAGUGCACAAAUGGCAGGGAUGAAGAUUCAGCCAAUUGAAGUGGAUAAAAAUGGGAGCAUUGAUAUUUGUCAUUUAAAAGCAAUGGUGGACAAGCACAAAGAGAACUUGGCAGCCAUUAUGAUCACCUACCCUUCCACCAAUGGUGUGUUUGAAGAGGAAAUCGGAGAUGUGUGUGACCUGAUUCACAAACAUGGGGGCCAGGUUUACUUAGAUGGAGCAAAUAUGAACGCCCAGGUGGGUCUGUGUCGUCCUGGAGAUUACGGCUCUGAUGUCUCUCACUUAAACCUUCACAAAACCUUUUGCAUUCCCCAUGGAGGAGGAGGACCUGGAAUGGGACCAAUUGGAGUGAAGAAACAUUUGGCUCCCUACUUGCCUACCCACCCUGUCAUCAAAGUACAGCCAGAUAAGGACGCAUGUCCUUUGGGUACUGUCAGUGCUGCACCUUGGGGUUCCAGUGCUAUAUUGCCAAUUUCCUGGGUGUAUAUCAAGACAAUGGGAGCAAAGGGUCUGAAACAUGCUUCUGAGAUUGCUAUACUAAAUGCAAACUAUAUGGCUAAAAGGCUAGAGAAGCACUACAAAAUCCUUUUCAGGGGAGCAAGAGGCUAUGUAGCCCAUGAAUUCAUUCUGGAUACAAGACCUUUCAAAAAAACAGCAAACAUUGAAGCUGUAGAUCUUGCUAAGAGACUUCAGGAUUAUGGUUUUCAUGCUCCAACCAUGUCCUGGCCAGUGGCAGGGACACUUAUGAUCGAGCCAACGGAGUCUGAAGACAAGGCAGAGCUGGACAGAUUUUGUGAUGCAAUGAUCAGUAUUAGGCAGGAAAUUGCUGAAAUAGAGGAGGGCAGGAUGGACCCCCAAAUUAACCCACUAAAGAUGUCACCACAUACACUGAACUGUGUCACUUCUUCCAAGUGGGAUCGUCCUUAUUCCAGAGAAGUGGCAGCAUUCCCACUGCCAUUUGUAAAGCCUGAAAGCAAGUUUUGGCCCACGAUUGCACGCAUUGAUGACCUCUAUGGAGAUCAGCAUCUGGUUUGUACGUGCCCACCGAUGGAAACCUACGAAUCUCCCUUUUCUGAACAGAAGAGAGCAUCUUCAUAAGCCUGCUGUGAGCUGCCUGGAUUUCUGAGUCUGUCAGGAGGGUGGCCUCUUCCUCCCAGACCUGAUUGGGGAUAUAUACUGUGUAUAUUCUGGAUAAUCACCAUCUUUGUUAAUUGAAUCACUGAUAGUUAAAAUGUAAAUACAAUCAGUACAUUAACUGUAAACAAACAGUGAUUGUUCACAAGCAGUUGACAUUGAAGUUGCCUGGAUUCAGCAUUUUGUCAGUUUUGUGGUAAAAUUUUAACAAUUAACACCCUAUUUGCAAAGUGGCAUGGAAGACAUGGUUAAAGUAGAAAAUUUGCAUAGGGCAAUAGUAAUGAAUAUUAACUGCAGGAGUAAUUGUUUAUAUUUUGUAAAAAAAGAUGAAGUAGAUUGUUUAAUUUACUUCAUGUAUUACCACUAGCAUUGCUAGUGUUAAGAUUUCAUACUGGUUUUUUUUUACCUACCAAUGUUAGUACUCUAAUAAAACUGUUCAGAAUUUUAAGUGUUUUCAUGUUCUGUGUUUUAACUUUCCAGUUGGAUUUAUCCAACAAAGCAGAACUACAGAGCGUGAGUUCUGAUUUGUUAGAAUUGCCAUAGGAGAAACAGAUUUUACACAAGGCAAAAUACUGGCAG